This is a messenger RNA of Paramecium sonneborni, 1229 nucleotides long. Lineage: Eukaryota; Ciliophora; Oligohymenophorea; Peniculida; Parameciidae. The record is from the annotation of a GenBank genome assembly.
CACAAAUAUAAUUUAUGUUAAGGAAAUUGGUUCGAUUCUAAUUUUGUACUAUAUAAGAUCAAAUAAAAAAGCAAUAGAAUUCUUAUAGCAAUAUAACAGAUAAGAUUAUAUAAUAUGUUGGGAGAGAUUUACAUAAAAUUCCAUCACAUCCUUUAGGUAUAAUAAAGAAUAGAAUCUAAACAUUUUUUGAAAAUGAUGCAAUAACAGAGAAGCAAAGUAAAUAUCCUUUAAAGUACAAAAUAAUUGAUAAUUUGUCUCCAAUCGUUUCAGUAAAGUAGGUAGCUAUAUAAAAAUUAAAGAUAGAAUUUUGAUUCAUUAUUAGUACCAUCUGAUCAUCCAAGUAGAAAAAAGAGUGAUACUUAUUACAUUAAUGAAAAUUAAUUGUUAAGAUGUCAUACUUCAGCUCAUUAAGUAGAAUUAAUAGAAAAGAAUAUUGAUGCUUUUGUUGUAGUAGGUGAUGUAUAUAGAAGAGAUGAAAUCGAUGCAACACAUUAUCCAGUAUUCCAUUAAGUAGAGAUAGUUAGAAUAUUUUAAUAAGAUUAAUUCUCAUCUAAAUAUUUGUAACAUUAAAUUCAAGAAUCAAUGGAUGAUUUAAAAGAGACUUUAGAAAGAUUAACAAGACAUUUAUUUGGUGAUGUAUAAAUGAGAUGGGUUGAAACAACAUUUCCAUUUACUAAUCCAUCAAUGGAACUUGAAAUCUAUUUUUAAGAUAAAUGGUUAGAAGUACUUGGUUGUGGUGUUAUUCAUUAAGAUUUAAUGAAAAAUUGUUAAGUAUAUAUUUAUAUCAAUAUCAGAGAUUAACUGAAGUUGGAUGGGCUGCUGGUUUAGGAUUAGAAAGAUUAGCUUUACUUUUAUUCUAAAUACCUGAUAUACGUCUAUUUUGGUCAUAAGAUCCAAGAUUUCUUGAUCAAUUUAAAUCUGGUUAAAUUAAUAAAUUUUAACCAUUCAGCAAAUAUCCAAGUUGUUAUAAAGAUGUUUCUUUUUAUGUUGAUCAUAAAACAUGGGAAGAAAAUGAUUUACAUUCUAUUAUAAGGGAUAUUGGAGGAGAUUUAAUUGAAAAAGUAGAAUGUGUUGAUACAUUUUACAAUAAAAAAAAAGAUCUUACAAGCAAAUGCUAUAGAAUUCAUUAUAGAAGUUUAGAAAGAACACUUUAAAAUGAAGAAAUAGAUAUUUUAUAAUUUAAAAUUAGGGAUUAAAUUAAAGAUCUUUUAAAACUAGAGUUAAGAUGA